CAACGACAUCUUCACCACCACAGCAGCAAGACAACUUCAGAACAGCACCCGUAUAGAUCUAAACAACUGCGAUCGGGUUGGUACUUCUUUCCCGCACAAACUAAUGAUUUCAAUUCCGGUAUGUCGGUGACAAAGCUCCACGGUAAGUUGCAGAAAACGGACGCUCGACGUUUACAGGUGAGACCAAGGUGAAUUUAUGCUGUCUCCCAUCUUGAAAGCCCUGCCUUAAAGAGCCCCCCCUCUCCUCCCUGCUCUUUUGUUCUUUUCUUUCCUCAUUACGUUCAAUUCCAAUCCACUGCCAGUCUUCUUCCAGUCCUCCGAGUAACUCCUUCGCUACGGUUACUCUCAAGACCUUCGUUGAUCCUCUUCAAGUAGCUCAAGCACUCACCCCAGAAGCUCAUCAACAUGAAGACCACUUUCGCUCUUGCGGCUCUUGCCAUCUCUGCUGUGUCCGGACAGGCCGUCCUCCAGCCUCGCUGGCCCCAUGAGAAGAAUGUGACGACGAGCACCGUCACCGACAUCACCACCACCUUUGUUACCGAAUGCCCUGUGACAACCACCAAGACUAAGCAUGGCACCACCCAAGUCAUCACCUUCACCACGACCUCGACUGUCACAAAAGUGAUCCACACCACCAUCCCAGUCACCGUCAAGGGCCCCGACUCGACCGCCACCACCACCGCGGUUGAGACUCAGUUCACCACCUCUCUGUGCCCAGUCACCAAGACCAUCACCGAGUCCGGCAAGGUCAUCACUGUGGUCUACACGUCCACCUCCAUCAUCCCCGUCAAGGUCCCUUCCACGGUUACCAAUGUCGUUACCGCCAAUCCAUCCACUGUGCCAGUGACUGAGAUCGACUUCAUCACGAAGAUCAUUCCUUGCCCAUUGACCGUCACUUCGACCGUCAGCGGCAUCCCAGUGACUCUCACCAAGACCUCGUUCUCCACCAUCGUCACCAAGGUCCCAAUUACCGUUGUUGACCACACAACCGCCAUCACCACCACCUUUGUGACUACCAAGAUCUUCACCACGACCACCUGCCCGGUCACCUUCAAGACCACCAUCUCGGCCAACUCCACCAUCGUUAUCCCGGUGACCAACACCAACACCAUCGUUGUCACAAAGACCCACCCCGUCACCGAGACCAACAUUCGGACUCUGACCUCCCACCCAGCUGUGCCAACUGCCCCUAAGCCAACUGUCCCUAAGCCAACUGUCCCUAAGCCAACUGCUCCUGCGCCAACUGUCCCUAAGCCAACUGCUCCUGCGCCAACUGCUCCUGCGCCAACUGUCCCUAAGCCAACUGUCCCUGUCCCAACCACGAUGGUGCCAUCUGGAUCUAAGCCUUCCGAGGGUGGCUCCAAGCCAUCUUCCAGCAGCCCUGAGCCAACCCAUGGCGGAUCUACGCCAGGGGUCACCCCAAUCCCAAACACCAUCCCAAAACCCAACAACGCUGGCUUGAACAAGCCUAUCUUUGUGGCUUUCGCUGGUGUCCUUAUGGGUCUUAUCGCUCUCAUGUAGAGUGUGAUAUCUGCUGAGAUUUGAGGCGCAUCUAGGAGUGCAGCCACGAGGGGGGAUACACGUUUUAUACGGGAUGUAAACUUGGACGCGAUGAAUUUUCCAACGAAGCUACAUGACCUAGAGGCGUCACACACUCAUUUUGAUAUAUACUUUCUUCAUGGAUUAAAAGGAAGGGCGAAUAGGGAGGAAGGGAAGGACGGAAAUGGGAAGGAAUUGGGAGCAAUGUGGUAAUGUGGGUACUUGAGUUGAGAGCUCCGAAGACAGACAAAAAGACAAUAAUAUAUGCGCUGGCAAUUCAGCUCACCGAUCUUUUUCUUCUCUCUUAAUAGUGGUUGUAUAUUAUUCAGAUAUGGUAUGGGACUGAAGCAGACAUGUUGUGAAGAUGGGAGAUGAUGACAGCAGCUACGCUUAAACAAAACAC
This is a messenger RNA of Pseudogymnoascus destructans, 1942 nucleotides long. RefSeq lists its product as uncharacterized. Bases 406 to 1521 code for a protein of 371 amino acids. The record is from RefSeq and is a predicted model, not a curated record. NCBI's taxonomy places the organism in Eukaryota, Fungi, Ascomycota, Leotiomycetes, Thelebolales, Thelebolaceae. The transcript is spliced from 2 exons.